CUCAUCUUAUAUCUCAGUCCUCAGACGCUAACCAUGGUUUCAACAGGCAACUAGGCAAGUCGCUACAAGUAUCGGAGAGCUGUCUGCUGUAUCAUGGCGCACGUGCAUCGAUUGUAUGAUAGCAUGAUAAAUUCUGUGGUGAUACAAUGAUAGUGAUAGUGAUGAAUGAUAAUUGACUAAAACAUGACAAGUGUUGAAGUGUGAGAUUUUAGUAGUCUAAGGAGUGAGGAGGCGGACUUGCUUUAACGCUUUCAACUUUUCAAGUUAACCAAUUUUUAUGAUAAAUAUUGAUCAUGCAUAUAUGUGAUAUAUGUAAUAACGAUUUUAGUCUCAGAAAAAAUUUAAAAAGGCACAUGGAGAAUGUACAUAAGACAACUUUAGCUUCUACUUCAAAGCAUAGCAUUACUACCUCUACUACCUCUAAAGAAUCCAAACACAAAUGUCCUUUAUGUCAACUUGCAUUUGUUGAAAGAAGUUCACUUAGACGACAUGAACGUAUAAAACAUAAAGUCAACAUCACGGCUCCCUUAAGAAUCAAAAAAUCUAAUAAUUGCAUAACAUUUGAGCCCAGCAAUUUAGAAGAUUACCCAUUACUGAAGAACUUAGUACCUGUAGAUUAUGUUUACAAAGUGAUAUGCAUACAACAUUUCGAAAAUGAUGGAUUGAGAUCAACAUUUGAGAUUGCUGAUUGUGCUGUGGAUGUAUUUUUUGUGUGGUUUUCAGAAUUAGAACAAAAAUCUAAGGUUACCUACAGAGUUAAAUCGUUCACUAAGUCACCAAGCUCAAAAAUUAUAUUUAAUAAAGUAUAUAGAUGCAUUCAUAAUACAUUUCCCAGUAAGUAUCGAAAUCCUCAUCCAAAGCACACAGGAUGCCUAGCCACAUUAACUGUAAGAAUAAAAAAAUGCAGUGAAGCUUUAUCUGUUAAAAAUACAAUGGCUGAUAAUAAUGUGAUAAUGAUCCCUCUUAAAGCAAUUGUGACACUCUAUCAUCGUCAUAAUCAUAUGCUGGUAGAAAAUGAGAAACUAAAAAAAAUACAAAAAAUACAGUGUAAAGAUACUUCUAUGAAGAUUCACGCAGCAGAAAAUAAAUUAAAUAAAAUACACUUUGAUAAGUGUAACAGUCCACAGAAAAAUACAACAUUAAGUACUUCUCAAGUAUCUAUCAAAAGUAAUAAAAUCAAUACUUGUACAAUGGAACCGGUUAAAAAGCUUAUAAUUGAUGAUAAUAAAAUAAUAGAGCCUAUUGAAAAUGAUAUUUUUGAAUCUUCUGAAGAAUAUGAUAAAUACAUUUUAGUUGAAAAUGUACAUACACAAAAUUUGUUGCAUGAUAAUAAUGAGAGUGAAUUAGAUCAAUUAAUGUCUGAUUAUGAUACAGUUACUAAAAGAAUUUUGCAACAAUUUGCAUCAAACCCUGAUUAUUUUAAGUCUGCAAUUAAACACUACACAUUAUUAUUAAAAAAUAGUUUGACUUCUAAAGAGUCUUUAUUAAAUACAUUGCAUUCAUUUGGAGAACAAUUGAAAGAAAAAACUGAAUAAUAUUCAAAUGUUCAAAUUGUUUGAAAAAUGUUAAUAUUGUGGACCAUUGUGGUCCAUAUUUAUGAAACAAUUUAAUUUUGUAAGAUUUAUUGAAAAAGUAACAAACAUAUGUUGCGUUUAAGAUUGGUAUAGUCAUCUCGUAUGUAUUAAAUGGACGUGCCAAUUUAAAUGAAUACUGUGUUAUACUGGGACAGUGGGUAAAAAAAAAAACGCGGCAAUAUCAUGUUGGCAAUGGUGCACACACGGACGCCAUCCAAUCGCCGUGUCUGUUAUUCUCGCCAAUCGCGUCGACUGUUAGACACUCUAUUCGCCAAUCAGCA
This is a messenger RNA of Rhopalosiphum maidis (corn leaf aphid), 1855 nucleotides long. RefSeq lists its product as uncharacterized. Lineage: Eukaryota; Metazoa; Arthropoda; Insecta; Hemiptera; Aphididae. Bases 294 to 1535 code for a protein of 413 amino acids. The record is from RefSeq and is a predicted model, not a curated record. The transcript is spliced from 9 exons.